UCUCCACACACACCACAGAGAGAACACAAACUUUAACUGGAUCAUAUUAUAUUGAUAUUUUGUAGCAGUAUAUAUCAUCAGGUAUCAUGUCUAUCGUCGUGUAUUUCAGCAGCGUGAGCGGAUCCAGAGAGCUAAAGCAGCAGCAGAGCCAGAUCUUCUCCUUCCUGGACUCUAAGAAGAUCAAAUACCAGGCGGUGGACAUCACCCAGGGGUCAGAGGUCAAAGAGGAGAUGAGGAAGAAGACAGGAAACCCCACUUCUCUGCCCCCACAGGUCUUCAACAAGGACGUCUACUGCGGGCUGCGUCUCUUGUGUGUGGCCACCCAGUAUGGUGAUGCGGAGAGCGUGAGUUACCUCCUCCAUGAGGCCCGUGUGCCCCUGCCCCUGGAGCCGUCGGAGGGAAACCCUGCCAUCCUGGCUGCACACUAUGGACAUGUCAGUCUGGUCAGAGAGCUGCUCGACUCACUACCAGGUCCGUGUGUCCACAGAGAUCUGCUGAACUGGAUGUUGGUGUCGGCGUGCCAACAGGGUCACCUGGAGGUGGUUAGAAUGUUGGUGCAGGGUUACCAUGCCGACGUUGAGGACUGUGCCAUCCACCAGGAGGAGUUUGCUGUCAUCACGGGGCUGCCUCUCUACGCUGCUGCACGCGCAGGUAAUGAGGAGAUAGCUAGAUUCCUGCUGCAGAAUGGCGCUGGCCUGUCCUCCUACACCCUGAUGGAUUAUCCAGCCUUCAGCAGACUGCUCGUUGAACAACGACUGUUAGAAGAAGCAGACACACACACAGAACCAGCGGGAGAAAAGCUACUAUGUGGCCGUUGGUCAGUCUGAAGCUGCCGUGGUUGGAGCUGGACUGGUUCAUGGACGUGUCGUCCCGUAUCUCCCACCUGGACCUGUCGUGUAACAGCCUCAGCUCCCUGCCUCCGUGGUUCCCUGGGGGCUCAUACAGCUCCGGACCCUAGACCUCUCCAACAACCUGUUCAAAGAGCUGCACACAGCACAGAGCUCACAGGAGAUCAUCUGUUCCAGACUUCGCCAGGUGAAUCUGUCUCAGAAUGAGUUGACCAGCCUGCCGUCCGGACUGCUCCAUCUCACCAGAGUCCAGAGGCUCUCUGCUGCUAAGAACAAGCUCACCUCCCUAUUUGACAUUCCUAAUGGUACUAACUGGAUCGGUCUGCGUAAGCUGGAGGAGCUGGAUGUGUCUGACAACUGUCUGACCAGUCUUCCCUCUGCUGUUCUUCACUCUUUCAAAUCCCUCACUUCCCUCAAAGUCUGCCGGAACAGACUCACCAGCUUCCCUGACCCCUGGGCCUGC
Molecule: messenger RNA, 1311 nt
Organism: Salvelinus sp. IW2-2015
Lineage: Eukaryota; Metazoa; Chordata; Actinopteri; Salmoniformes; Salmonidae
Source: RefSeq, a predicted model, not a curated record